UCUCCAUCUCUAUCUAUCUUAUAUUUCCUCCCUAUUAUCACACAUCCUCUCUCUCACACUCCCUCCCAUUGUCACCCUUCUUCCCUCUCUCUUCGUCUUACACAUCGUUUGACUGUUGUUUGUUAUAUAUCGCCUGGGUUGGAUGGAAUUCAAUCCGGGUUUUUGUUGUUCAGAAAUUUUAGGCCGUAUUACGGUGAAAAAUCAGGUCUUUGUGUAAUCUAGUAUCGAGAUAAUCAAUGGCUCCGAAGACAAGCAAGGGAAAAUUGCACAAGGCCAAGGGAGAGAAGAAGAAGAGGGAAGAGAAAGUUUUGCCGGCUGUCAUUGAGAUCACCGUCGAAACACCCGACGAUUCUCAAGUGACCCUCAAGGGUAUUUCCACGGACAGGAUCUUAGAUGUGAGAAAGCUACUAGCGGUCCAUUUCCAGACAUGCCACUUGACCAACUACUCUCUCUCCCAUGAGGUGCGUGGCCCUAGACUCAAGGAUUCCGUUGACAUCGUCUCGCUCAAGCCCUGCCACCUCACCAUCGUCGAUGAGGACUAUACGGAAGAUCAGUCCACCGCGCACGUACGGCGGCUCCUCGACAUCGUCGCCUGCACCACCGCCUUCGGUUCGUCCAAAACGACGGCUAUUCGUUCCUCCGGCCAGAAAGAAUCGAGUUCGAUCGACGGAGAUGCCCCGGCGGCCGCCGACAAGAAUGCCUUCUCCGGCGGGCAGGCGGCGGAAGGCGCGGACAAGGGUGACGUAUCCAUGUGCCCUCCUCCUCGUCUCGGCCAGUUCUACGAUUUCUUCUCCUUCUCCCACCUCACCCCUCCUAUCCAAUAUAUCCGAAGGUCAGUUCGUCCAUCUGUCGAGGAUAAAAACCUAGAAGACUUCUUUCAAAUCGAUGUUAAAGUUUCGAGUGGGAAGCCCAUCGCGGUUGUGGCCUCAAGGAAAGGUUUUUACCCUGCAGGGAAACAACAAUUUCUGAGUCACUCUUUGGUUGAUUUGCUGCAGCAGAUAAGCAGGCCCUUUGAUGCAGCUUAUGAAGCUCUGAUGAAAGCUUUCACUGAGCACAAUAAAUUUGGCAACCUUCCGUAUGGUUUUCGGGCAAACACUUGGGUUGUUCCUCCGGUUGUUGCUGAUAACCCGACUGCUUUUCCGUCACUUCCAGUGGAAGAUGAAACCUGGGGAGGGAAUGGCGGAGGGAUGGGAUGGGAUGGUAAGUUUGAUGGCAGAGAGUGGGCAAGGGAGUUUGCGAUUUUGGCAGCAAUGCCUUGUAAAACAGCGGAAGAGAGACAGGUCCGAGACAGAAAGGCAUUCCUACUGCACAGUCUAUUUGUCGACGUUUCAGUUUUUAAAGCAGUGGCAGCAAUCAAUAACAUAGUCGAGAGUAAUCAGCACUUGAAGGAUUCAGCAGCAUCAAGUUUUCAUGAAGAAAAAGUGGGUGAUUUAAUCAUAAGGGUGACAAGAGAUAUUCCCGAUGCUAGUGCAAAGGUGGACCGAAAGAAUGACGGGACUCAGGUUCUUGAGAUGUCCCUGGAAGAGCUUGCUCGAAGGAAUUUGCUUAAAGGGAUCACUGCUGAUGAGAGUGCAACAGUUCAUGAUACGUCUACCUUGGGGGUUGUGGUUGUCAGACAUUGUGGCCAUACAGCCAUUGUGAAGGUUUCUGCUGAACUGAACUGGGAUGGUGGCCCAAUACCACAGGACCUUGACAUCGGAGAUCAACCAGAAGGAGGUGCAAAUGCAUUGAAUGUAAAUAGCUUGAGAGUGCUACUGCACAAAUCUUCGACUCCUCAAUCCUCUUGUGUUGCUCAGAGAUCGCAAAAUGCAGAGUCUGAACAGAUGCGUGCAGCUAGGUCCCUUGUGCGGAAGUUAUUAGAGGAUAGUCUACAGAAAUUAGAAGGUGAAUCCUCGAAAAACGUCAAGCCUAUAAGGUGGGAACUAGGAGCUUGUUGGGUGCAACACCUGCAAAAUCAAGCUUCAAGUAAAAAUGACUCUAAGAAAACUGAAGAUGCUAAGCCUGAACCACCAGUAAAGGGUCUUGGAAAACAGAGCGCACUGCUGAAGGAGAUAAAGAAGAAAAUUGAUGUGAAAAGCUGCAAAACUGAACAGGGCAAGGAGGCUCCUGCUAGUACGCUUGACACCAACAAGUCAGAAGUUGUGGAUCGGAAAGAACUUGAGAAGCAAAAUGAGGAGAUGGAAAAGUUGUGGAAACAACUGGUGACAGAAGCUGCUUAUUUGCGCAUUAAAGAAUCAGAAACUGGUUUCCAUCUCAAGUCACCUGAUGAGCUGACAGAACUGGCCCACAAAUACUAUGCCGACACUGCUCUUCCCGAGCAGGUGGCUGAUUUUGGAUCUCUUGAACUCUCACCAGUGGAUGGUAGAACUCUGACUGAUUUUAUGCACACCAGAGGUUUGCAAAUGCAUUCCUUGGGAAAAGUGGUUGAGCUGGCUGAAAAACUCCCUCAUGUGCAAUCUCUCUGUAUUCAUGAAAUGGUAGUUCGGGCAUAUAAGCAUAUACUUCAGGCUGUUGUAGCUGCUGUCGAUAACAUUGCUGAUUUGGCCGCUUCAAUAGCUUCAUGCUUAAAUGUCCUGUUGGGUACACCGUUGGAUCUUGAAACUGAAUAUGAUGACAAGUUAAAGUGGAAGUGGGUGCAAACUUUCAUUUCAAAGAGGUUUGCGUGGGAGUGGAAUAACGAAAGCUGCCGGGAUUUGAGAAAAUUCGCCAUUCUUAGAGGGCUGUCACACAAGGUUGGAAUGGAGCUUGUUCCAAAAGACUACGAGAUGGACACCUCAAAUCCUUUCAAAAAGUCAGAUAUUAUCAGUAUGAUUCCUGUGUAUAAGCAUGUCGCGUGUUCCUCUGCUGAUGGACGUACUUUGUUGGAGUCCUCCAAAACUUCCUUAGAUAAAGGCAAGCUGGAGGAUGCUGUCAAUUACGGCACUAAGGCAUUGGCAAAGCUUGUGGCUGUUUGUGGCCCUUAUCAUAGAAUGACUGCUGGAGCAUAUAGUCUUCUCGCUGUCGUGUUGUAUCAUACCGGGGACUUUAACCAGGCAACGAUUUAUCAGCAGAAAGCACUUGAUAUAAAUGAAAGGGAGCUCGGACUUGAUCACCCAGACACGAUGAAAAGCUACGGUGACCUGGCAGUCUUCUAUUACCGUCUUCAGCACACAGAGUUAGCCUUGAAGUAUGUCAAUCGUGCACUGUACCUUCUGCAUCUUACAUGUGGACCAUCACACCCAAACACAGCUGCCACUUAUAUCAAUGUAGCAAUGAUGGAAGAAGGUCUAGGAAACGUCCACGUGGCUCUGAGGUACCUUCAUGAAGCGCUGAAAUGUAACCAGAGACUACUUGGAGCUGAUCAUAUCCAGACCGCAGCGAGCUACCAUGCCAUUGCAAUUGCUCUCUCUCUGAUGGAAGCAUACUCCUUAAGCGUCCAACACGAGCAAACCACUCUACAGAUCCUGCAAGCAAAACUAGGAACCGAGGAUCUACGGACCCAGGAUGCUGCUGCGUGGCUCGAGUAUUUUGAGUCCAAAGCUCUCGAACAGCAAGAAGCUGCACGUAAUGGUACUCCAAAGCCAGACGCCUCAAUCUCCAGCAAAGGCCAUUUAAGUGUAUCAGACCUGUUGGAUUAUAUAACUCCAGAUUCUGAUGUUAAAGCAAGAGAUGCCCAGAGGAAAGCUCGCGCGAAGGUCAAGGCAAGACCAGGGCAGAGUCCAGGGGUGGUGUCAGAAGAAAAUCAGAAAGAUGAUGAGACUCUGCCUCCGGCGCAUCUUGCUGGGGAGAGUUCAAGUGACAAAGAGAACAAAUCUGAAGCAAAAUCAGAAGAAACAAAGGCUGAUAAACUUGAUCUAGAACCUCAAGAUCAGCUGAUACUGAUUAAACCUGAGGCUGUAGCCCAAGAUGAUGAUAACUCUGAUGAAGGCUGGCAAGAAGCUGUCCCAAAAGGUCGCUAUCCUGCUGGGCGUAGAACCUCGGGCACCAGAAGACCGAGUCUAGCAAAGCUGAACACAAACUUCAUGAACGUGACUCAGCAAACACUAAGAAACAGAGAAAAACCCACCAAUUUCACAUCCCCAAGGACUAGUCCAAGUGAGCCUUCAACUUCUGUUGGUGGGUCCACUUCUCCAGCCUCUAAGAAUUUUGGCAAGAGCGCUAGUUUGAACAGAAAGCUUAACAGUUCAAAUGUAGGAGGAGAAAGACCAGUCAAUGUUAGCUCGCCCCUGCCAAGCCCUGCUUCCACCAACCAAAUUGGCAAACCAGCUCCAAUGGCGAGUCCUGUGAGUGUCAAGGCUGUAGGGAAGUUGUUUUCCUAUAAGGAGGUUGCAUUGGCACAGCCAGGAACCAUAGUGAAGGCAGUUGCUGAACAGUCACCGGAGGCAGCAGCUGCUCCGAACUUUUUGGGCACAGGGAGAGUAGGAGGAGAAGAUGGCUCGGAAGAAGUUAAGGUUGAGAAAGCUGAGAAAAAAGAAACAGAAGCGAAAAUUUCUGUUACUGAUGAGCAGAGAAGCCUUACUGGUGGAUCAGAGUUGAGGAAUUCAUCAGAGGAAAUCAAGAUCGCUGAUCAAGAAAAUGCAGAAAGAGAAGCUGUUCCAACAGAAACAACACCUGCUGCCACUAGACAAGGAGAAUCUAAUAGUGUAGAAUUAGCGGCUGAGAAUUCUGGUGCUGCUGAGGAUGUGAAUACCAUUCCACCAGAGAAGAUGCAGGAAGCGAAAGACUUAGGUAGCAGGGGAGCAUCAGUUGCAGUGGAGCUGCAAAACGAUGUCUCUGGUGCUCAAUUGAAAGCUGUAGAUGGAGAAACAGACAAUCUGUGCAAUGAAGAAACAAGUCCUGCUGGGGGAGAAAAGAAAAAUGUUUCUGAGUCCGGAAAAGAGAUUGGUAAAAGGCUAUCUGCUUCUGCACCACCAUACAACCCGUCAACCAUUCCGAUUUUUGGGUCAGUUCCAGUUCCAGGAUUCAAAGACCACGGGGGAAUUCUUCCCUCCCCAUUGAAUAUGCCACCAAUGCUUCCAGUUAACCAUGUUCGAAGAACAACUCCUCAUCAAUCUGCAACAGCUAGGGUUCCCUACGGUCCCAGGCUCUCUGGUGGUGGCUACAACCGUUCUGGGAAUCGAGUUCUGCGUAAUAAACCCGGCUUUCAUGGCAACACUGAGUCCAACAGCGAUAUCAGUGCACCAAGAGUGAUGAACCCACAUGCGGCUGAGUUUGUACCGGGCCAGCCCUGGAUUUCUACGAACGGAUACUCGCCUUCUCUCAAUGGUUCGAUGAACGGGUAUUCUGCCCCUCAAAUGGCAGGUGGGUAUCCAGCAUCACCAUGUAAUAUCCCCACAGUGCAGACACAGAACGAACUUAUUCCAAAUCAACCUCAGUCGGAAGAGAAGAAAACGACUGAAUCUGGAGAGGAUCAAGGGCAGAAACCUACAGAAGAAUCAGAGAUUGAACGACUUGUCAUUCAAGACACCUUAGAGACAUCUGAAAAUGGGCAUUCUUCGGUGGUGGGAGGAGAGAAGAUCGCGGAAAAGGAAAAGUCAGUGGAGGAAAAUGGCGAAGAAGCAGGAGAGAGAGAGGAAAGUCAUGGGGGAGAUUACAGUGACAACGAAGAAGCUGACGUUACAGGUUGAAGAAAGAUUUGACUGUUGUGAAGUAACAGCGUUUGACAAGACAAAGCCCAGUUUGUUUGUGGAUGCGCAAAGAGUCCUCAGAGAGAAAUGGUGAAAAAGUUGGCCGCUUUUAAGAGUCGAAGAGAGGCGACCGCACAAUCAGUGUCGUUCCUUCUCUAUUCCUUUUUUUUUUUUUUUUUUUUAAGCGGAUGAGACACUGAUCAGUUCCCCAAUCAAGAAACUACUGAUAAGUUUUUUACUUUUAACAUGAGUUUCUCUUCUUCUGCAAUUUGAGGGAUUCGUGCUUUUUUUUUUCA
Tarenaya hassleriana is the source of this 5902-nucleotide messenger RNA. RefSeq names its product protein TSS. The coding region runs from base 237 to 5606 and encodes 1789 amino acids. NCBI's taxonomy places the organism in Eukaryota, Viridiplantae, Streptophyta, Magnoliopsida, Brassicales, Cleomaceae. Gene Ontology annotation, cellular component: cytoplasm. Gene Ontology annotation, molecular function: protein binding. The transcript has 23 exons. The record is from RefSeq and is a predicted model, not a curated record. Gene Ontology annotation, biological process: organelle organization.